Adineta steineri is the source of this 867-nucleotide messenger RNA. The record is from the annotation of a GenBank genome assembly. Lineage: Eukaryota; Metazoa; Rotifera; Eurotatoria; Adinetida; Adinetidae.
AUGAAAUUGUAUAAGGCAAAAGAUUCAUGGAUUGUGACUACUGAGGAACAUAGUUUAUGGUUUAAUAGACGAAGUUUAUCUAUAUAUAGUAAAAAUGAACCUAUUACUGACCAUAUUUUAUCAUCACCAGCAUGGGAUUCUUCUUUUGUGAGUAAUAUUAAUGGUUAUAUUGGAAAAGUACAAUUUGUUAAAGAUGGUCUUCAUUGGUUAAUAUUUAUACGUAGUCAAGAACUUGUCUGUGAAAUAAAUAAGAAACAUGAAAUUUAUCGUAUAACGGAUAUUCUUGUUCAACCUUUUGACAAUUUUGAAGAAGAAUCAGUUAGUAAAGGAAAUAAUAAUAAUAAAUAUGAAUUAAAAUGUAUUGAAGAACUUCGUAUAUGGUAUCAAGAGACUCAAUGUUUUUAUUAUAGUCGUACAUACGAUUUAACAAAUACAGUUCAACGUUCUGUCAAUCAAGAUGAAAAUAUACCAUUAUGGAAACGUGCGGAUGAAAGAUUUUUUUGGAAUCGUCAAAUGCUAAGUGAACUUCUUAAUCUAGCAGAUAAAGAACAUUUGGAUACUCAAUGGAUUCAACCUAUAAUUAUGGGUUAUUUAAAUCAAUGUCAUUUUACAGCUAAUGAAGACACUGAUGUUCAAUUAAUUCUUAUAUCUCGAAGAAAUCGACAUCGUUCAGGUGUUCGAAUGCAUUGUAGAGGAAUUGAUGAAGAUGGAAAUGUUGCAAAUUAUGUCGAAACUGAACAAAUCGUACGAACAAAUACCAAUCUAAUGUCAUUUGUUAUGAUUCGAGGAUCAGUACCAUUUUAUUGGUCACAACCUGGUAUAAGAUAUCGUCCACCACCAAAAAUUGAUCGAAGUAAGUUUAAAUAA